Messenger RNA from Trichophyton benhamiae CBS 112371, 186 nucleotides. RefSeq lists its product as uncharacterized. The coding region runs from base 1 to 186 and encodes 61 amino acids. The record is from RefSeq and is a predicted model, not a curated record. Lineage: Eukaryota; Fungi; Ascomycota; Eurotiomycetes; Onygenales; Arthrodermataceae. The transcript has a single exon.
AUGGAGGUUGUUGAAGUGGAAGUGGAAGAAGAAGAAGAUGAUGAUGAUGAAGAUGAAGACGAGGCGAGGUUUGGAGUGGCCGAAAAGGGAAGACAGCCCAGACUGACCUCAGGCCGCCCGUCACGCCCAACCCAGCGCCGGCCGCACCGCAGACCAACCCUGUAUUACAGGCAGGAUAACACUUGA